UUGGCUUGGCCCGGGUCAAUGGUCUUUGAUUUCUUGUUUUACAUCUAUAGCGUUAUUAUUAUCUUCUCUUUAUAAUUACUCGUUCACAAUAUUUUUUGUGUUUCUCAAAUCCCAAUAAUGCUGACUUUAGAGGAGUCUCGAGUCGACGCUCGGCGAUUCACUAGUAACUCGAAGUCUAUAGAAUUUGGACCAUGGCUGAUAUCCUACGAUAUAAGCUGUAUCUUACCCAGCGUCUGCUCUACAAAAGUUGUUUGCGAGAGGGAUGAUGAUCAGUUUUGUCAGUUUUGCGUAUACUGCAAAGAGCUGACUAUUCCACAUUUUCCUGAUAUGGUGUUUCCAAAGAAUAUUCUGUCAUUGACGCAUAAUAAUGGAGCUAAAAUCAGUUUUAACCCUCUGGAUGCUUUAAAACUAGUAGCCUGUACUACUGAAGCUAUAGAAGUGUCUUGCGCAGAAGCUUGGCAAGUUGCAAGACCAGAUGCAACAAAGAAGAAGAGAAAUUUCGACUGGACGUUCUCUACUGACUACAAGGGCACCCUCACCGACAACAUCAGCGUAGAACCCACCGACGAGAACAUCAACUAUGAGUUACUGAAACAGAAAGACCAAAUACUGUUCUACCACGACCUCACACUGUUCGAGGAUGAAUUGCACGACCAUGGCAUAUCCAAGCUAUCAGUCAAAAUUAGAGUGAUGCCAAGCUACUGGUUCGUACUACUCAGAUACUUCCUAAGAGUUGAUGACGUCAUGGUGAGAUCACACGAAACAAGGAUGUUUCACAUGUUAAACACAAACUAUGUCAUACGAGAAUACACGGCAAAGGAAUCAAAAGCUGAAGAUUUACAGAUCCCUACAUCACAGAUGAAGGAGGCGGACGAUGUUAUUCCAUUUCUUCCAGUUAAAGAGAAGACUCUUCACAAACUCAUAGUUCAUUCAGAUUCCAAUUGUAGUUAAUAACAAUAUUUUUAUAGAGUUAAACCAAGAAAAGUCUGCAGCGAUUUUGACAGCACACGCAGUGCAGGUGUUAUUUUAAUCGUCAAACUUCUAUGAAAUUAUGACAUAAUAACACUGGCACUACCUUAUAUACUUACUAGCUUUUGCCCGCGACUUCGUCUGCGUGGAAUUAGUCCUCCAGCAGCUAGAGUAAGUACAGCGCCUGGAUAAAAUCAAUGCGAGCAUAAUAUGCUUAAUUGUUUACACCAAUUAACAGGCACUUCAUUAAUUUUCUCAUUUCCACCCCCCUUUUCACCCUCUUUAGGGAUGAUUUCUGACAUAAAAACUAAUAUCCUAUGUCCUUCCCCGGGACUUAAACUAUCUCUAUGCCUAAACUAAAUCCGUGUAGCGGUUUCAGCGUGAAGAGGUAACAGACAGAGAGAUUGACAGACACACUUUCGCAUUUUAUAUUAUAAUAAUAAUAUUAUAUAUUAGUAUUAGUAUGGAUUAUAAUCUUUGACUGGCACUGCGUGUGCGUCUCUACAGACUUUUCUUUGUCUAAAUCUACAAUCUUUUUAAAUAUAAAUCUAUUA
Cydia fagiglandana is the source of this 1523-nucleotide messenger RNA. RefSeq names its product TIP41-like protein. Gene Ontology annotation, biological process: TOR signaling. Gene Ontology annotation, cellular component: cytosol. The transcript is spliced from 6 exons. Bases 118 to 951 code for a protein of 277 amino acids. Lineage: Eukaryota; Metazoa; Arthropoda; Insecta; Lepidoptera; Tortricidae. The record is from RefSeq and is a predicted model, not a curated record.